This is a messenger RNA of Carlito syrichta (Philippine tarsier), 945 nucleotides long. RefSeq names its product T-cell receptor gamma chain C region 1. The record is from RefSeq and is a predicted model, not a curated record. The coding region runs from base 1 to 945 and encodes 314 amino acids. Lineage: Eukaryota; Metazoa; Chordata; Mammalia; Primates; Tarsiidae. The transcript has 6 exons.
AUGCUGUCACUGCUUCAAGCAUCGAUUCUGGCAGUCCUUGGGGCUUUGUGUGUGACUGGUGCAGAUCACCUAGAACAACCUCAACUUUCCAGUACUAAAACGCUGUCAAAAACAGCCCGUCUGGAAUGUGUGGUGUCUGGAGUACCCAUUUCUACAACGUCCAUAUAUUGGUAUCAGGAAAGGCCAGAGCAAGCCAUACAACUCCUGAUGUACAUUUUAACUAACAACACUGUCAAAAGGGAAACAGGCGUUGCAUCCAACAAAUUUGAGAUUGAAAGGAGACCUGAAACUUCUACGUCUACCCUCACCAUUCACAAUGUGGAGAAACAAGAUGCAGCCACAUACUAUUGUGCUUUCUGGAAGGCGCACAUUGAUGGCAGAACAUACAAGCUGUUUGGUUCUGGAACAAAGCUCAUCGUUACAGAUAAAGCCCUUGGUGCUGACAAUUUCCCCAGGCCCACUACUUUUCUUCCUUCAGUUGCUGAAACAAACCUCCAUAAGGCUGGAACAUAUAUUUGUCUUCUUCAGAAUUUUUUCCCCGAUGUUAUUAAAGUAGAUUGGCAAGAAAAGAAUGACAACAAGGUUUUGGAAUCCCAGCAGGGAAAUACUAUGAAGACUAAUGACACAUACAUGAAAUUUAGUUGGUUAACUGUAACUGGAAAGUCAAUGGAGAAAGAACACAAAUGUAUCGUCAAACACGAGCAUAAUAAAGGAGGAGUUGAUCAAGAGAUUAUUUUUCCUCCAAUAAAGAAAGUUGUCACCACUAUUGAUCCUAAAGGAUCUUGUUUGAAAGAUGCAAACUAUGCACUGUGGCUACAGCUCACAGAAACCUCUGCAUACUACACCUAUCUCCUCCUGCUCCUCAAGAGUGCCGUCUACUUGGCCAUCAUUGCCUUCUGUCUGCUUAGAAGAACAGCUGUCUGCAGCAGUGGAGAGAGAUCAUAA